CCUGGCCCCCAGGUGAGCCCCUCGCUCUCCUCGCAGCCCAGCGCGGCGCCCGCCGACGGCUUUGCCUCCUCAGACGACGAGGCCGCCGAGGAGGACCCGAGCCCGCUCCACAUCUCCUGGUUGUCUUUGUCUCCUCUCUACUCUUCCAAGUUCCUGGGAUUAUGCUCCCUUCCAGGUUGCAGGUUUAAGGAUGUCAGGAGGAAUCUUCAGAAGGAUGUAGUUUCCCACAGCUUCUUACAACCAGAUGUUUCCUUCUCUCCCAGCUGUUACGGUGGCCUCGGGCGCUCCUGUCUCGUGGCUGCCUGUCUCCUGCUCCAGCUCUCGGACACACUGGCACCUCAGCAGGUGAUAGAGAGCCUCAGGAACCUGAGGGGAUCCGGGGCCAUCCAGACCAUCAAGCAGUACAAUUUCCUCCACGAUUUCCGGGAGAACCUGGCUGCACACCUGGCAACGACGGGCACGGUGCCGAGAUCGGCGUCGCGGUAGCUGGCACUGCCCUGGGCAUCUCUGUCUGUGGAACACACGUGGAUGAGGCACCUCUCCCCUGACCUUGACUUCCUCACUGCUCCUGCCUGGGGGACACAGCUGCUCCCUCCCAAAUCCAGCUGUGAAACUUGGGGGUGGGGAUGGAGAUCCUGCAGGAUGUGCAGCAUCUCCCCCUCCUUGGUGACUUUAAUACUCACUGCCUUAAAAAUACAUCUGCAAGUGUGGUUGUGCUCACUGCUGUUCUGGUGGCCUGCACGCCUGGCUUUCCAUAUAAUAAUCUGGAUUCAUGUUGGGAUGACGGAGCUGGAUAAAAAUUACAACACUGGAGCCGUUUACAAACACUCUCAGCAAGGCCAGGCUGGAGGGCUCACCCCUUCUGAGCUGUAAGAACUCGUUCUAAAACGUCACAUUUCCGCUCCCCGUGUUCAGGAGUAUUUAGGAAUGGGUCCCCUCAUUCCACAAGUAGGAGGUGUUGCACCACAGAUCUGUAACAAGCCAAACAGGUGGGUUUUUAGGUGGCUGCCGGGAAGAGACACUGCUGUAGCUGCGUGGGUGAGGCUCUGGCACAGCCCUUCUGCCUGCUGACAGCAGAGAAAGUAAACAAACAAUCAGCUGUGAGCCGGAGAGGAUCCCACAGGAACACUCCUCCAACAGUCCCCAUCCCUCCUGUUCCACUAUAUCCACUCAUGAAGGGAAGAUGAACAGGCAGGUUUUGCUAAAACCUUGAUUUUUUCAGGACCUUCCCAACUCAGAAGUUGUGACAUGAGACUCCACCACAGCUCCGGUGGCUUUGAGUUGAAGGAGAACUGACUUGAAUUUAAAUUUCUCCCUUUAACAUGUUUAAAACCAGACACC
Molecule: messenger RNA, 1341 nt
Organism: Manacus vitellinus (golden-collared manakin)
Lineage: Eukaryota; Metazoa; Chordata; Aves; Passeriformes; Pipridae
Gene: CDKN3
Product: cyclin dependent kinase inhibitor 3
Exons: 6
Molecular function (GO): protein tyrosine phosphatase activity
Source: RefSeq, a predicted model, not a curated record